AGCUCCCUCCAGAGCCAUCUGCUCCCAGCCCAGCCAGCCAGUGACGCUGCCUCUCGCCUCUUGUUAGGGCUUUCCUGCCCCACCAAGCUGCUGAUUCAUCCACGCUGGAGUUGCCGGGCUGUGGGGCUGGGGCCCGGGGCUCUCGCUCAGGCUGUCUGGGUGGAGGCAUUGGGCCUGGCUCAGGCUCUCUGGGCGGAGGCAUUGGGCCUGCCGGGAGGUGUCCUUGAGCCCCUGUCCCCUGGCUAGGAGGGCAUGGGGGGGCCGGUGAGGGAGCAGGGGGCUCUGGACAUCACGGAGCCCCAGCAGACCUCUGACCAGAAAUGGUGCUUCAAGGAUGACCGCAUCGUCUUCUGGACUUGGAUGUUCUCUACCUACUUCAUGGAGAAAUGGGCGCCGCGGCAGGACGACAUGCUUUUCUAUGUGCGCCGGAAGCUGGCAUACCCGGGCAGCGAGGGCAGCGUGGACGGGAGGAAGCUGGCCGAGGCUGAGCCCGAGGUGGAGGUAGAGGUAUACCGGCGUGACUCCAAGAAGCUGCCGGGCCUUGGAGACCCUGACAUCGACUGGGAGGAGAGUGUCUGCCUGAACCUCAUCCUGCAGAAGCUGGACUACAUGGUGACUUGUGCUGUGUGCACACGCGCUGAUGGGGGGGACAUCCACAUCCAUAAGAAGAAAUCCCAGCAAGUGUUUGCGUCCCCCAGUAAACACCCCAUGGACAGCAAGGGGGAAGAAUCCAAGAUCAGCUACCCCAACAUCUUCUUCAUGAUCGACAGCUUCGAGGAGGUGUUCAGCGACAUGACGGUGGGGGAGGGAGAGAUGGUCUGCGUGGAGCUGGUGGCCAGUGACAAAACCAACCUGUUCCAAGGGGUCAUCUUUCAGGGCUCCAUCCGCUAUGAGGCACUCAAGAAGGUGUAUGACAACCGAGUGAGUGUGGCUGCCCGUAUGGCACAGAAGAUGUCAUUCGGCUUCUACAAGUACAACAACAUGGAGUUUGUGCGCAUGAAGGGGCCCCAGGGCAAGGGUCAUGCGGAGAUGGCAGUCAGCCGCGUGUCUAUUGGUGACACGUCCCCCGGCGGGACCGAAGAGGAUUCCAGCCCGGCUUCACCCAUGCAUGAGCGGGUGACCUCCUUCAGCACGCCCCCCACCCCGGAGCGGAACAACCGGCCCGCAUUCUUCUCCCCAUCCCUCAAGAGGAAGGUGCCCCGGAACCGGAUCGCUGAGAUGAAGAAGUCUCACUCGGCCAAUGACAGCGAGGAGUUCUUCCGCGAGGACAACGGCGGGGCGGAUCUGCACAAUGCCACCAACCUGCGGUCUCGGUCCCUGUCUGGCACGGGGCGGUCUCUGGUCGGGUCCUGGCUGAAGCUGAACAGAGCGGAUGGAAAUUUCCUUCUCUAUGCACACUUGACCUAUGUCACUUUGCCGUUGCAUCGGAUUUUAACAGGAAUCCUUUCUCCCUGGUCAUCCGGGGUCUGAAGACUCUGGAACUCAGGUCCUGGGAGAAGUACGGUCCCGAUGUAUCUUCCACGGGAGGAGGAGGUAGUCGAGCAGAUGCAGGAGGACGGCGGCCCUCCCUCUGUUCUCAGAGGUUGAGGAGCACGAGAGGGUGCCCCCGCCGGAACCGAGCCCCGGGGCUCAGCCACGGCUGCUGGUGGGGCCGCGGGCACGUCAGACGCCGCCUCGGUGACACGACAAACCGCGGGCACAGGGCACCCGAGGGCCGGCUGCCGUGAUGUGCGCGAGUGCUUUGCCGUGCGCCACAGCGCUGUUCCAGGUCGUCCAUGACGCCUCGUCGUACCACGUGCGAACAGCGCGCACCAUGGCUUGGCUGUUCCCGGUGCCACCCUGAGGCCGCACUCGGCCCCCGCAGGCUCGGCCAGCGGCCCACCCACGCGUCUGCGACACUGCUGCCCUGGGACAGACGGACGCGUGUGGUGGCCUCCACCCUGUGCCGUCUUUCCCUCUUCCAGAGGUUACUUCUGAGACUGAAUUUUUAAGCACGCUUUUUUGAGAGGCACUUGGUCACUAGGCAGUAAGCUGUCACCCUGAGGUUCAUUGUUUUCAAAGUGACAAAGGACAUCGGUAACAGAGUAAUAGAAUAACAAGGGACAGGGCCAAGCCCAGCGCCCCAGUGUCCUGGCGUGUCCGGCUGUCACUUCUCGUAAGGCCGUCUUUAACUUUUCUGGAAACACGCCUGUCUCUUGUGUACUGCAGGGAAGACCGAAGCGCGCGCACAUUUCUUCAGUGGGAACUGGAAUCAAAGUAUGGUUUUUCUGUGAAGACCCCGCGGUGUCCCUUUUUAGGACAUGAAUAAGAAAGCUCUCUUUUUCUGAGAAAUGUCACGGUCCUAGCGUCUGAUGGGCGGCAUGUCGCCUCUAGUCCACCUUCCAGCGCCUGCAGGCUGAGGGGGGCAUUCGGUCUCGCACGCUGAGGUCUUCCAGGAACUUCCAGUUGCUUGGAGAGACAGCCGAGGCUCAGUAGCUCAGGAGAAUAUUCUCAAGUGACAGGGAAGUAGUCCACAGAGAACAAAAUCUUCCCCAGCCCAGUGAGCUUGGAGAUGGCUGGGCGUUCUGACGAGUCCCGUUCCCGCUCACAUUUGGACUUUUCAGGGACUGUGCCCAGAUGAUCCGGUCAGGUUUCUGCUCCCCACGGAGCAGUGCUAGUUAACGACACAGAGGCACCUGCCCGGUGGGAUUGCUCUUUUAAAGAGUCUGGCUAGAAGCAAACCAGGAGCUGGUGUUGCUGUUUUAAUCACCGUCUAGUCAGUAGACUUGCAAAGUGUGGCAAAAACUCUUUUUUUCCCAUUAAAAGACAUUCCCGAAGGCAGGCCCUGUGCAGCUGUUAAAUUCUAGUGACUUGACUCGAAGGACGCUUCUGACGCCGUCCCAACAGGGAGGCCCGAAAUCGCUGGCCACGACCCUCUAAAGAUGUCAGGCGUUAGGGAGCUGCCGACGGUUUCAUGAGCCUCGAGCGGUCCCACCGCAGCACACGACUGAGCUGGAACAUGGUUUUCUAUCCGGCCUCAAACACCAAGCGUCCGUGGGUGUGACGCUGAUUCUCCCUGUUCGGGCUUCUUCUCGUCUUUGUCUCAGAAAGCAGAUUUCUCUUAAAACACAUCAGCACCCUGACCGGACACGGGUUCCGGGAGAGCAGCAGGCCCAUGCCGGCCUCCUGCGGGAGGCGUUGCCCUCCAGGCUCCCGUGGCCACGGUGCCCCCCGGCCCUCGGGGGGCUGAGCCCUGGGAGGUGGGUGGGGGGCGCACGCGGGGCUGCUCUCCUCUCCUCUGUUCCUUUCCACCGGCUGUCAUGGCGCGGACACAGUCCUUGGUGGGACAAGGAAUCCUCCGGCCCUUUCUCUGAGCCUCUGUCUCGAGUGGUCUGGAGAACUCCUUGGACGCCCACCCUCAGAAGCCAAGUCACCCGGACCCCAAGUGGCCCGGCCGGCGGUGGGUCCCCCGCAGUGGAGAGAGUUUGUGUUUACAGUUUUCUACCAUCCCCAAGGCAAGCAGGCACCUUGAUCUUGGCGGCGCCGGGGCCUUGAGCGCCGGACACCAGAGGUCACAGUGGCGCUCCAGCCCCCCCCCCCCCCCCGCAGCAUCUUGCAAGCCCGGGCUGGUUAGGUGUACAUAGCGAGCAUGUAGGUGUACAUUUGCUCGCGGUUCCCGAGCAAACUCUCCACGUGAGAAUCAAAACCUGCAAAGAAAACCUGUUGCGAUUUUUCACGACUUUGAGGCUUAACUAAAACGAUUUCUACAAAAUAUAUUUUGGCAAAAACACCAUGGUGGCAUAAUCGAACACGUUAGGAUCUGUCUCAUGGUCAGUGGCAUUUCCAUAAACAUGAGCCGCUUCUGGGUUCACUGUCUUCCACGUACAGAAAUCAUUUCUGAGCAGCAUUUGGUUGGCUGUGAGCUGUGCUUUUUGCAUUUCUGUUGAAAGUUGAUUUGCAUGUUGGAUAUUAAAUUUAUUUUUCCUCAGUGCUUUCCUCUGAUGAAUCUGUACUUAGUUGUUUUUUUUCUUUAAUGGGUAUUUCAGAUCAAAUACAGAUGUUACAGCAAUGCAUAAACUUAAGUGAUUGAACCUUAAUUUGCCCCCAAAGAUUUCUUCUUCGACCGUUUUUGGAGCUUUCACAUGAGUUCCUUUCUAGAAAUGCUGGAGAUGGACAGAAAGCACCCCGGGCCCUGGCUCGGGCCAUGCUGAGUCAGCCAUGGGGUCGGGGCGCCCGCAGCCAGGUUUUGGUCCGAGGCAACAUUUGCAAAAUCCAAUCACAAGAGACGCGUUUCGGGUUUAGCUCCCAGUCCCCAUAAAGUAGUAUGAGCCCUCCCGUCAAACUGUCAGAUGUCCCAAGCUUUUUCUGGAGAACCUCUAAAAAAGGCCUUGUGGCAAUGGGAAAAUGCCCAGGAUCAGAGUCAGGAGUCCCGAGGUCAAGUGUAAACAGAGCAGGCUUCUGACAGGCUGCCUGGUCUGCAGGAAGAUGGUUUCUGGGCCCUGGUUGUCUGUUGCCUUGAGACUCUAGUUAAUCCAGUUGAUGUCUAGUGCGCUUGCACGUUUCUCGAGCUGACUCCACCCCCCAGGGGCUGAUGGAGGCUCGGCGGUGGGCUUGCUCGUCCCGAGAGCAAACGAACUCUAAAGUUGUGUCUCAGGUGAUGGGCACGCGUCAGGCCUCCACCACGGCGGGAAGUUACAGGACAGGAAGUGAACACGUAGAAGGGAGGGUCUGAGAGGAACACAUAGGCAAAGCUAGAAAUACAGUGCGAACUGUCACAUCGAGGACAUCUCUCUCCAUCCGUUGCAUUGGAAACAGCCGAACCAGAAUUUCCUGAAGCAACAUCACCAAGGGCAGAUUGCUUGAGUGGUUAUCAAGCAGGCCGUCUGGUAGGUAAAAUGAAGACAAUGUCUUUGUUGCCAUCCAGGUCAAACCCCCUUCCCGUUGAAGGAGGAGUCCCCUUUAAAACAGUCGCCUGAAAAAUACCUAACAGCUAAUGUGGAGAAAGCUGUGCAAGAACCCCCUCCUAUGAGCUGCCUACUCCUGAAGGCUAAUGCUGCUAUUUCGGUCCUUCUGUUCCGUCCUAGAUGAACUUUUAGGAACUACGGUCAUGCCCUAGCUUUAGAAAAUCAUGUUGACUGGAAGAGAAAACCUUUGGGAGUUUCCUGUCGGGAGGAGGGAGAAAUGUAAACUAAAUUAAUCCAUAAACACUAUCCUAGUUCAUUGUGUAUAUACCUGUUGAAUGGAUAAGCCUGCUGUGCUUUGGGCUUGAUUGUUAAGAGGGCAGGAAGAACAGCUGGAAAACUUACUGUGAGAAGGGGAAAUGUUUGUUUUGGGGAUGAUAAAAAAAAAACAAAAGAGGUCCUUUCUUUUGCUCGUGGCUUCAUCGCGUCCCUCCUGACUUGGCCUUUACAUAAGCCAACAGGUUUAACAAGGUAUUGCUUUCCCUAUGUGUGGAUUAAGGGUCUUUCAUCUUGGAAUCUGACUUUAAUAAAACAAUUAGAUUGCUCAGUUUGAGAGAACCAUGGUUUUUAGUGACUUUUCAUGAUUAUGUUUUGAAUAAACAAUUUUGUUCUCAAGA
Leptonychotes weddellii (Weddell seal) is the source of this 5557-nucleotide messenger RNA. Lineage: Eukaryota; Metazoa; Chordata; Mammalia; Carnivora; Phocidae. The record is from RefSeq and is a predicted model, not a curated record.